AUGGCUUUGAGCCCAGGCUGGAGAGUGUUUGCAUCAUUUCCCGUGAACCGCUAUGUUGUCCUCUGGAAGGCUGUGAGAAGCAGUGGCUUCCCCUUGUUUCCCUGUGGUCACUGCCCCUGGAGAGGAACUGGAAGCCUUUUGGACCCUGAGAUGAAAGUUUUCCUGGAGGAGAACACUGAAGUCACCAGCAGUGGCAGCCUCACCCCUGAAAUCCAGUUGCGGCUUUUGACCCCCAGAUGCAAGUUCUGGUGGGAGAGAGCUGACCUGUGGCCCCUCAGGGAUCCUUACUGGGCAAUCUACUGGCCAGGGGGCCAAGCCCUGUCUAGGUAUCUUUUGGAUAAUCCUGAUGUUGUCAGAGGAAAAUCUGUGUUAGACAUUGGGAGUGGAUGUGGCGCUACAGCCAUCGCUGCUAAGAUGAGUGGAGCCUUAAGGAUCUUGGCCAAUGACAUAGACCCUAUUGCAGGAAUGGCUAUUAAACUAAAUUGUGAGUUGAACCAACUGAAUCCUUUUCCCAUUUUAAUCAAAAACAUUUUGGAUUUGGAACAAGAUAAGUGGGACCUUGUUGUGCUUGGAGAUAUGUUUUAUGAUGAAGACCUUGCAGACAGUCUGCUUCAAUGGCUGAAGAACUGCUCUGAGGCCCACAGAACUCAAGUACUGAUUGGUGACCCUGGGCGACCCCAAUUCAGUGGACAUAGCAUUCAGCAUCAACUGCACAAAGUAGCAGAAUAUUCACUUCCAGAGCCUACAAGGCAGGAUAACAAUGGACUGACAACAAGCACAGUGUGGCAGUUUCAGCCUUGA
This is a messenger RNA of Rangifer tarandus platyrhynchus (Svalbard reindeer), 801 nucleotides long. The record is from the annotation of a GenBank genome assembly. Lineage: Eukaryota; Metazoa; Chordata; Mammalia; Artiodactyla; Cervidae.